GGAUAGGAAAGAUCUACGUAGCCUGGUAGGGCCUCAGUUUUCUCAUCUGUGAAACAGGAACGACAUAGGAACAUCCCAAGGUUGUCGUAAGAAUUAAGUGAGAAAAUGUCACCCCAGGAGUUUUCAGCCCUGGCCGCGAUGUUUGCUUCCUGCUGACGGGAAAGUCUUCCUCAAUUUAUGGUUCAUACCCCAUCCUUCUGAAGUGCUGAUUAUGUUCAAAACUCUGCCUGUAAAGGUAGCUUUUAGAGCCUUAAAGCUAACUCUACAGCUGAUAGCCCCUCUCCACGACAUUGUGGCCUACCUCUUCAGUUUGGCUAAACAUGGAAAUUAUCCAGCACGUUUUGAAUUUCCUCUAAGUCCUAACCCUCUGAGAGGCAACUGGGAAGGAACUAAGGGUAUUGGGUCUGAGCUUCAAGAGCUGCAGAAAAUGAUUGACAGCCUCCAGAGCCCCCAAGACCCCACUCUGGUGUCCCAGGUCCUCCUCCUUCAAAGGGAGGUUAUGUUUCUGCAGUUUGACGCUGCAGUGAGGUACCUCAUCCGAAGAACAUUUUUGGCACCUGGAAAUGCUCCUGCCUACCAGUCUAUCACAGAUGACGUGUAGCAUGGGUUGCCGCCACUGAGCAACUCUCUCAUGAAGAGCAUCUUUGCUUCCCAGCUCAGCCUGCCACAGCCGCUGGAUCCACAGAGCCUCCAGGCAUUUGUGCUGUUCCCUUAGAGAGCAUUUCUGGAAGAUGGAGGACCAUUUCCAGUUACAAGUAGCAGCCCAGAUACCCUAGAAUAUAAGAUGCAGGUAGGAUAGGUCUUCCCACUUGUCACAGAGAGAGCCGAAUGCAGACCGCAAAGCAGGUGUCAUUGGGUCCAUAGGUCUGAUCCUUCAUACUCUAGGCAGUGGUGAAUAAUUUAUGAGAUAAGCAAGGUGUUUGGUUAUGAAACUGCAAACCCAGUGCUGCAAGGUGAGUUAUGUUUGCUUAUGACAGAAGAAAAUCAUGGUUUUAGCUGGCAUCAGACUUGAAACAGCUGAAAUACUCAUGGCUAAUAAUGAUCUGGGGGAGUGGUCAUCCAUUUCUGGUCACUCUCGGGGCCUCUUAGAGUAACUCCCAGGCUGGCAGUUCAGAGACGUGUGACUACUGACCAACCUACAGUAGUAGGAAGAGAACUCUUUAAGCAG
Molecule: messenger RNA, 1168 nt
Organism: Kogia breviceps (pygmy sperm whale)
Lineage: Eukaryota; Metazoa; Chordata; Mammalia; Artiodactyla; Physeteridae
Source: RefSeq, a predicted model, not a curated record